This is a messenger RNA of Microplitis mediator, 4151 nucleotides long. RefSeq lists its product as uncharacterized. Gene Ontology annotation, molecular function: metalloendopeptidase activity. NCBI's taxonomy places the organism in Eukaryota, Metazoa, Arthropoda, Insecta, Hymenoptera, Braconidae. Gene Ontology annotation, biological process: proteolysis. Bases 355 to 3573 code for a protein of 1072 amino acids. The record is from RefSeq and is a predicted model, not a curated record. The transcript has 5 exons.
AUAAAAACAUUUUUUAACAGUAAACCAAAACCAAAUAUACCAAUACCUGAUACAAUAUAUCCUAAAAUAUUGAUAAUUGUCGAUUAUAAAAUAUAUAAAAAGUUCAAUGAUGAUACAAUAGUGUCAUAUUUAUUGUCAUUUUGGAAUGGAGUCGAUUUGCUUUACCGUAAAUUAAAAAAUCCAAAGUAUAAAUUAAGUAUCGCUGGAGUUGUAAUUGCUCAGGACGCAGAUGCUUUGGACUUUCUGCCGGCCUCUGGAAACAUCAAUUACGAAGUGACAUUAAAUAAAAUUAGCAAAUGGUUACAACGUAAUGUAAAUCAUAUUCCAUUUAAUAGUUACGAUACUCAUAUCGCUAUGACACCUUCACGUGAUUUCAAAUACGGAGUGCAAUCAAGUACAAUUGGACUAGCGUCAUUGUCAAGUGCUUGUCAUGGUAUAAAUACUAAUGUGCCACUAGGAGGAAUAAUUCAUGAGCCGAGUAAUUUAGCCGGUGUCUUGACGGCCGCUCAUGAAUUGGGUCAUAUAUUCGGUGCAAAUCAUGACGGAUUUUCUAAUUGCGGUAGUGGUCAUAUAAUGUAUCCAUCUGCAGGAUCAGGACCAAUGACUCAAUUUUCUGAGUGUACAAUCUCAGAAUUUCAUAACUUUCUUCGAGAUAAAGAUGCAACGUGUAUGUUCAACAAACCUGAUUAUGGUGAAUUAAAAAUAGAAAAUAUAAAUGAAAUAAAUAAUUACAAAGAACCUGCUUACACCGAUUGUAAAAAGACUGAUUUGUAUAAGACACCUGAUAAUUAUGAGAUGUUAUUGAAUUUAACAGAUUUUAAUCUUAAUAAAUUGGUACGUGUGUAUUAUGAAAAUGGUUUAUUAUAUGCAAGUCAAUGUAAUGUCCCGGAUGAUAUUAGUGAUGUGAACAAUCAAGUUAUUGGACCAGAUUUACAGUACAUUGGAUCUGAUACGGUCACUAAAUAUCUUUAUCCAUCGAAAAUAAAUCCAGAUAAAGAAAUUAUAAUCAAACACGUUAACUCAAUGAUAUAUAUUUAUCAGGGAAUAGAACCUCGCAUUGAUGUGCCUGAUGACCAUCGAAAUUUACCUAAACCUGUUACACAAAAACCUGAUCAGGUUGUCGAGGUGCCUGAUCAUAAAGCUGAAGCAGAUCAGGAUCAGAACUCAAGCAAAUCUGAGAUCCCGGAUUAUUUAUCCGAUGAGCCCGAUCCUACGCCAAACAAACCUGAUUAUACAAACAUAGAUAAUUAUAAACCACAAAAACCUGAUGAAUAUAUAUAUGGACCUGACAAAAAGACAAAGAUACCGAUAUACUAUGCAACUGAACUUGAUCAUAAUUCAGAUAUUGAUAGUGAAAAUUUAAAUAAACCAGAUUAUAAAGUUAAAAAACCUGAUAACAGGCCAAAGAAACCUGAUCAUUCUAUUGAUAAACCGGAUAAUCGUAUAGAUGAUUAUGCUAAAAAAGGUAUAAAACCAAAUUUAUAUGACCAAUCUGGUCGAAGACGUACAAAGCUGAGCUACAAUUCCGAUGAUCCUGAUAAUGAUCCAAAAACUACUAAUCACAUACCUAAAAAAUCUAAUAGCAAACCAAGAAAACCAGAUAUAUAUAAAGAACCUGAUCUUAAACCAGACUAUGAUGACCAAAGUUUCGACACCAAUGACCAGUCAUCUGAUUAUUAUGAAUCUGGUGACGAAUCAGAAGAUACGGAUUAUUCAGAAGAACCUAGUCAAACGCCACGAAAACGUUAUUAUAACUCGAAAAAACCUGAUCAGAAAACAAGAAGAUCUCGUGAUGGUCAUAAACCUGAUCACAGGCCAAUAGACACUCGUUACAAUCGUAGCAAACCCACUAGACCAGAUCGCAGACUAAGCAAACCUGAUAACUAUCAAAAUGAUGACUCUAGUGAACCUGAUCACAGGCCAGACUCGCCUGGAGAUGAUCAUGAACCCGAUCGCCGAUCGAAAACUACAAAUUACAAUCGUAACGAACUAAAUAGAUCGAGUAAUAGCAAUAAACCUAAUCACAUACCAGAUAUAUCUGAGGACCCUGAUGAACCCGAUCAUAAAUCAGACAUGCCUGAGGAGUAUUACGAACCUGAUCGCAGAUCGAAAACUACAAAUUAUAAUCGCCGCAAACCUAAUAGGCCUAAAAAUCACUAUAGACCAGAUCACAGAGUAAGCAAACCUGAUAACGAUCGAAGUGAUGACCCUAAUGAACCUGAUCACCGGCCAAAUAUGCCUGAAGAUGAUCAUGAAUCCGAUCGCCGAUCGAAAACUACAAAUUACAAUCGUAAUGAACUAAAUAGAUCGAGUAAUAGCUAUAAACCUAAUCACAUACCAGAUAUAUCUGAGGACUCUGAUGAACCCGAUCAUAAAUCAGACAUGCCUGAAGAGUAUUAUGAACCCGAUCGCAGAUCGAAAACUACAAAUUAUAAUCGCCGCAAACCUAAUAGGCCUAAAAAUCACUAUAGACCAGAUCACAGAGUAAGCAAACCUGAUAACGAUCAAAGUGAUGACCCUAAUGAACCUGAUCACCGGCCAAAUAUGCCUGAAGAUGAUCAUGAACCCGAUCGCCGAUCGAAAACUACAAAUUACAAUCGUUAUAAACCAAAUAGAUCGAGUAAUGGCUAUAAACCUAAUCACAUACCAGAUAUAUCUGAGGACUCUGAUGAACCCGAUCAUAAAUCAGACAUGCCUGAGGAGUAUUAUGAACCCGAUCGCAGAUCGAAAACUACAAAUUAUAAUCGCCGCAAACCUAAUAGGCCUAAAAAUCACUAUAGACCAGAUCACAGAGUAAGCAAACCUGAUAACGAUCAAAGUGAUGACCCUAAUGAACCUGAUCACCGGCCAAAUAUGCCUGAAGAUGAUCAUGAACCCGAUCGCCGAUCGAAAACUACAAAUUACAAUCGUUAUAAACCAAAUAGAUCGAGUAAUGGCUAUAAACCUGAUGGCAGGCUAAAUAAACCCGAUGAAGAAGAAAAAAAUAAUUCUCAUGAGCCUGAUCACAAUCGAGACAUUUUCGAAGAUGCUGAUGAACUUGAUCACAGACUAGAUAUAUCUGAGGAUUCUGAUGAAUCUGAUCGCAGACCAGAGAUAUCUGAGGAUUCUGAUGAACCUGCUCACAAAUUAAAAAAUAAAAACUACAAUCGUAGCAACCCAAACAAGCCGAGUAAUAAUAAUAAACCUGAUCACAGGUCAGACAUCUCGAAAAAUAAUUAUGAUCCCGAUCGAAAGCCAAACAGACCCGAACUGAACGAUCACCCGUCGAUCAAUCCUCCAGUUAAAGAUCUACACCGAUCAGUCCCAGAUACCAGUACUCUUUUUCUUACUCCCGAUAUGUUUAAUCCAACAAAACUAGUCGUUGUCACUCACAAAAAAAAAAGAUUAUACGUUAAGCAAAUAGAUAUUUCUCUAGACGAUGAUUAUGAUGUCUCCUCAGAGUAUAUUGAUAUUCGCGAAUCAAUACCUAAUGGACUCUCUAAAAUAUUCCACCCACGUCAAAUAAAUCCUAAUAAAUUAAUUAUUAUUAAUUACAUUAACAAUAAAACAUAUAUUAAUGUCGUCGAUCAGUGAUGUAUAGAUAAAUAUAUAUAAAUGAAAGAGGGGAGGGGGCGAAAACGGGUACUUAAGGAAAAACUAAUUUUUCGUUGGCUCAAAUACGUUAAAUCUUUUUUUUUAAUGACAUUCAAAGUAAAUAGAAAAAAAUUUUCAGCUGGUGAUGAAAAAUUUUCAUUUUUUACGAGCAAAAUGGGGUAACCCCUAAAACAGGUCAAAAUAAAAAUUUCUGGAUAUUAAAUAAAUUUGAUUGAAUUAAAUUUUCUUGUAAGGGAUUUACAUAAAGAAAAAUUACAUUUCACAUAGUUAUUGGAUGCAAAGUAAGAAAAAAAAAUUUUAAUUAAAUUAAUUAAAUUUGAAAAAUUAUAAUUAUUUUCAAGUUGAUUAUCGAAAUACAUCUGAAGUAAUUUGACACUGGGAGAUCUUUUAUUGUAAAUUGAUAAGAAAAAAAGUCAAAUUGAUUUCAUACUAUUUUUUUAACAAAAUCAAAAUUUUCGAAAACGGAAAAAAAUAUUCGAAAUAAUACUCAAUUAUAUUAACAAAGUGAUUUUGGAAUGUAAAAAUAAUUAAAAAAAAAAUUUUAUAAAAUUUUGGAA